This is a messenger RNA of Suillus discolor, 585 nucleotides long. RefSeq lists its product as uncharacterized. The record is from RefSeq and is a predicted model, not a curated record. The transcript has a single exon. Bases 1 to 585 code for a protein of 194 amino acids. Lineage: Eukaryota; Fungi; Basidiomycota; Agaricomycetes; Boletales; Suillaceae.
AUGAACCAUAUCAAGAAUGGGGAAAAGCUCACUCCUGAGCUCAAGCCUCCCAUGCCGCCUGACACUCUUCCUUCAGCAUCACCCCCCACAACUGCUACACCUUCUUCACCUUCUCCGCUCGAGGAUGAGAAUGAUUCCAGGCCUCCUUCUCUUGAGAAUGAGAAUGAUUCUGGGCCUCCUUCUUUUGAGAACGAGAAUGAUUCUGGGUCGUCUCCUUUUGAGGAUGACAACAAUCCCCUUCCCAUUGAAUCUACUCGCAUCUCCUCAGUAACAGAUGACUUGGUGGAUCCUGCACUUUGUGUGCUUUCCAGUCAGCCUCAACCUCGUGCUACAGCCUCACCUCCUCCAGCUAAUGAAGAUGCUCUGGUCUCGAUGAUGAAUCACAAUCACAAGCGCCCUGUUGACGACACGACACCAUCCAAGGGACAAUGCCCGAAGUGUGCCUGCAAGCUCACUGAAAAGGCACAACAGCUGGACUCUGACUCAUGUGAGACUGACAAAGUACAGCAGUGGAAAGCAAAAGGUGGACAGCGCACAAAAAAAAGCAAGGCCAUCAUUGAUUCAGACCAAGAGAACACCAUGUAG